GUGCUCCGCCAGCGAAACGUCCGCGCAGUCUAGAAUCCGUCAUCCGAUCGGAAGGUGCUAUAGCCGCUCGUCAGGAGUCAAGAACUUGGAACGGAACACCGAUCGCGUUAGAACAUCGAAGUCCACCAUGAAAUUCGCAGCUAUCUUUGAGGCUUCGUUUUUGGUAAUCUGCUUGUCGCAAGCUGUCAGCAGUCAUGUCUUCGGCUACUCUGAGCCCAAUCAGCGUCGCUGGGCCCGUCACCAUGGUCAUUGUGCGGGGAAAACUCAAUCGCCAAUUGCCAUCACCACCAGCCGGACAAUGUCCGUUCACAUGCCGGCGGUGGACAUGAUUGGCUACCAUAACCUACUGCCCUAUCCAUUGAAAUUGCUCAACAAUGGUCACACAGUUUCCAUCAGCAUACCUAAGGUUAAUGUUACCGAGGUCGGCGAGGAUUUCCUGCCCUACAUCAGGGGGGCCAAACUGCCCGGCGAAUUUGAGUUGGAGGGCCUACAUUUCCACUGGGGCGACAAGAACAACCGGGGAUCCGAGCACGUCAUUAACGACAUCCGCUACACCAUGGAGAUGCACAUAGUGCACCGCAACAAGAAGUAUGCCACCAUCGGAGAAGCUCUAAAUCAUCCGGAUGGUGCCGCCGUCCUGGGAUUCUUCUUCAAUCUCGAUGAGGAUGAGGGUCCUGGCCUGGUGACCAUUAACCGGCAUUUGCAUUUGAUUGCCGAUGCCAACCAGGAGGCCAUGCUCAACGUUACCUUCUCGCUUUCAUCGCUGAUUGCUGGUGUGGAUGUGGACAAGUUUUACACCUACAAGGGUUCCCUAACCACUCCGCCUUGUUCGGAGGCCGUCACCUGGAUCCUGUUCCCCGAUCCUAUUCCAAUUUCGCCCAAGCAGAUCUCGCGAUUCCGCCAGCUGUCGGACACGCAAGAUGGAGCUUUGGUUGAUAACUUCAGGACCCUGCAGCCGGUGGGCAAUCGCAGGAUCUUUGCUCGCACAGGACAUGUGCGUCACACCUCGAUCGCUGCUCUGAAGCACGAGAGCGACUAUCUCAAGUACGACUGGUUCUACUGAUCUAUUGACUCGAACUGGCAGCCGGAUGUGGAGCACUGUGCCAUCCCAUUUUAGGAUACCUCUAAACUAAGUAUUUGAUAAGUUACACUAACAUUUAGUCUAGCCAUUCACAGAGAAUAACAAUAAUUACAAAUUCAAGAGAAUUAAAUAACAUUAAAUCUA
This is a messenger RNA of Drosophila eugracilis, 1225 nucleotides long. It is a transcript of the gene CAH9, whose product is annotated as carbonic anhydrase 2. The transcript has 6 exons. Lineage: Eukaryota; Metazoa; Arthropoda; Insecta; Diptera; Drosophilidae. The coding region runs from base 128 to 1063 and encodes 311 amino acids. Gene Ontology annotation, molecular function: zinc ion binding; carbonate dehydratase activity. Gene Ontology annotation, cellular component: cytoplasm. The record is from RefSeq and is a predicted model, not a curated record.